AAAAAGUUCGGUAAAUCGCAAUUUGUACUAUGGAUACAAAAGUUUUGAUUGAAACUAUAAAGCUUUAUCCUACAUUGUACGACAGAAAGCAUUCAUCCAUCAAUAUAGAGCAUAAAAAUUUAAUUUGGAAUGAGAUUUCCCAAAAGAUUGAUCAACCUGUAGAAAAGUGUAAAGCAAAGUGGAGGAAUCUUAGAGACAGUUAUCAAAAGGCAAUGAAAUGGAAACAUGAAUUGGAAGCAAUCGGAAAAUUGUCAAGUUAUCAUCCUUAUAAACAUGAAUAUUUAUUAGAAUUUUUAGAAGUUAGACCAAAAAGAAAAAUCUCUGAUGGAUCUAGACGAUCGAAAUUCAAAGUUUCUAACUAUAUGCUUAAAAAGCAAAAGUUAGAGGAUUACAAUACAUCUCAAGAUGCUCAUGGACUAUCUUCACAUGCUGUAGAGUUUCUCGUUGAAAAUGAAAAGCAAAAUAUUCAAAAUGAUGAUUCGAAUGCAGACAUUGUUGAAGCUGUUGACGAACAAGACCAAUACGAGGAAAUUACUGAAGAAGAGCAAAUCUAUCAGGAAACAUCUGAGCACCAGGAAGAGAGUGUCGAUAGUAACAAUAAAGUAGAAGAAAAACCAUUCCUUCUGAGCUAUGAUUGUGCUCAUGAAACUGCUCUACAAUCCUCAGAAGAAACGAGAGAAGAAAUAACAUAUCAAGAUACUUAUCCUAAUGAAUCUGAAACAUCAUACACAUUAGAACUUGACUCAUGUUACCAAAUUAUUAUAAUGGGAGGAAAGGCUAAGCAAGCUCAAAGGACAAAGGGAAACUUGAAACCUGCAAGUUCAUCAAAAGCAUCGGAACAACUCGACACUUUAAGUUUUACUCCUUUAGAUAUGACAAUAACAAGCUCUAUUGUUAGUGGGUUUACGGAAGAUCCAUUUGACAUUGAUUCUAGAAUCGAUCCUAAUUUUCAAAUGGUUCUUCGUAAAAUGGGAAAGAAAGAUCCAACAACCAAAAUAAAAGCAUUAAAGGAGUUUAUUGAUCUUGUGGGUCAAGCUGAUAAUGAUACUUUAACAGCGGUAUUGCCAUUCUUUCCAAAAGUGUACAUUCAGCUAAGUUGUGAUGUCGACGCUCGUGUAAGAGAAAGUUCACAAAGUGCUCUGCAAUCAAUUGUCAACAAGGUUGGAAAGAAUCUUGCAAUGAUUCUUAAACAAAUCUUUCCAGCGUGGGUGUGUGGACAAUACGAUACGCAUCCGACAGCUGCCAGUAUUGCAACGAAUUGCUUCGAGAAGGCUUUUCCAGCAAAGAAGAUCAGCGAUGUUUUCGUUUUUUGCGAGACGGAAACCUUGGAUUAUAUCACAAAAAACCUCACGGUGCUCACUGCUCAAACAGCAUGCAAUCCUAAAAUUUAUUCACCCGAAGAAUGUGAAGCGAAAUAUCAACGAAUUGUAAUUUCAAGCUUACGAGGAUAUGCUUUGUACUUGGAAAAGAUGUCAUCGGAUAAAUUAGAAUCGUCAAUGAACAAGAAUUUUCUUCUUAUCGAGAAUGACCGAUUUUGGAGUUAUCAUAAGAGUAAAGUUCCUCAAAUCAAGUCCGCUUUCUUUGAAGCUCUUUCAUCUUUACUUCAACACGCAUCAUAUUUGUUAGUGAACUUUGAAGAACAAAUGACUGCGAUUGUGUUCAAAUCAAUUGAUGAAACCGAUGCAGCUUUAUUGUCACACAUAUGGACGUGUGUCGUUCUAGUGCAAGUGAAGGUUGAGAAUUGGUAUAAAUAUGUGAACUUUAACAAAGCAGUUUUUCCGAAAUUGUGGAAAAUUCUUCACUCGUCGAUGUGUCCUUGUGUGAUUUUUCCAAAUCUUUUACCAUUUCUUUCAAAAUUCAACAAGUCUGUCUUACCAGACGAUCAGCUUCAAAUAUUUUAUUUGAAGUUUUAUGAAAACAUCAAGUUUGGGUUAAUUAACAAUCAAAUGGGAAAAUCAGAAACAUCAGCAGUGAGUUCAGCUUACUUUGAAACUCUUCAAUAUAUCAUCAUUCAAAUAGCAAACGAUAGCGAGUCGAUUGAAACUGAUAAACUCAGUUUUUGUCUUGGUCUUCUUGACGAACAUGUCAUUGCUGUGAUUUUUUGGUGCAUCAAUGCCGAAGGCUUCUUCGGAAAGUUUGUGUUUCAUCACAUAGCGAAUAUGAUAAAUUAUUUCUCAAAAACUUCAUCAACAUCGAAGAUCUUUGAGAGUCUUUUAAAUCGAUUUUGGUCGGAACUUUAUCAGGUGCUCAGUAACAGUUUAGAAACAACAACAAACAUUGAAAAGAUUGCAAACAGUCAUGUCGAGCUUAUCAAGAGUAUGAAGAGUUGUCAACAAAGAAUUCGAACAACGAAGAUUAAAUUUGAUGAUGUUGUUGAAGAUUCUCCGUCAUCGUCGCCAACAAAAGUCGUUGAGAACUCAAAGAAUCGAGCUUAUGAAGACGAACUUAAUAAACUUGUUUACAAAAUCUGCAAUGUUUACACUGAACGAAUCAGUUCAACUCAUGAGAUUGGAUUUGUGGAGAACUUGGAAAUUUUAAUUAAAGAAUAUCAAUCGGAAGAACUUUUCAGACAUCUCGCCAAAUGGAACAAUCCAGAUGAAGUUGACAUCUGUUCAUUAUACGACACAUUUUCAGCUUGGUUGCUUGUGAAAGAGUUGAGAUGUGAAUCGAUUGUUGAAAUCAUUCUCGUACUUUAUAAAUAUUUGAAACCAUCAGAGAAAAUUGAUUUAUUAAAUCGUUGGAUUCGCGUUCCAUCAGUUCAAAGUUGGAUCAUCAUGAGAGCAUUGAGUUAUCCUUUAUGCAUCGAACCCGACAUUUCAAAACUCUUGCAAAUGCAGGAAGUCAAAGAUCACAUGAUUCAUUGUGCACGACAAGCAUCGAAUGGAAUUUACAAAGAAAAUCUUAUAAUCCUUCAGAAAUAUUUCUUUCAAACUGAGGACAGUCAAAGUAAUUUAAUAGAUUCUGAGACUUGCGAGAAAAUCAUUGAAAUCAUGUGUGAGCCAUUAACUGAUGUUGCAAGAAUUUCACAAAUGGAUCAGUGUGGAAGUUUCCUUGCCCAAAUUUUGCCAGUUGUUUGUGCUGACUCUGACAAGAAAUCACUUCAAGAGAAAAUAUUUCUUGCAUUGUAUGAGUUCAGUAUGAUAAAAGAAGUUUCUGAUGAUUUAUCUGAAGAUACGCUAUGGGAAGUGACAACAGCAUGGCAAGAUGCAUUAUCAAGUAGAGAUCUCAUCCUCGACGAAUUUCUUUUAAAUUCUUGCACAAAAAUCAUUCAAAAUAAACUAGAAAAUCUUUCUAUGGAAAAGAUUUCAAUGAAUGACAUGGAGAGAGUUGCGGAAGUUGGAUCAAAGUUAAUUAUGUGUUCAACAGAACAAGAAACGCCAGAUGAGAAGAAAAAGAUUGUCGAUAUGUUAAUUAAGAAGAUUUUGAAGCAUAAUGAAGAUGAAAAUGUGAAUUACAUGGAAAAUCUUUGUUUGUGCAUUGAACUAAUGCAUGGCGAUAUCAUUUCGACGACAAUCUUUGACACUCCACCCAUGAACUUUACAAACACCUUGGACACUUUCUUAAAGCAUAAAAUAUUCAAUCUUGAUGUUAUCACGAAGUUGAGUUGUAAUAUUAAGAAAGUUUCCAAGCAAAUGAUGAAAGUUGAAGACGAUAAUGAUGACGUUGAACAGCCGGGAUAUGAAAUUGAAUUUUCUGAGCUUCAAAAUCAAGCUUUGGAAGAAGAAGCGACUGAGGAUUACUGCGAUAUGGAUGAGAAUCUAUUAAAGGAAUGGAGCGAUGCCAUUUAUGAAAAGUUUCACGAUAUUUGUUAUAGUGAAUCGAUUUUAAAUGUCAUUUUAACACGUGGAAGAAACAUACAAAGUGAACUUGAGAAUUGGAUAAUUUAUUUGCAAGAACGGCUUGAAACUUUAAUGAAGAAUUUACCGGAAAACAUCUCAGUGAUAGUAAAGGAAAAACUUUUUGAGUUGGCAAAUGUUCGUGGUGGCUUUUGGACGAGAUCUUUGAUGAAUCUUCUAAACUUGAAAUGUUAUAACGUUGAAAGUGGAAUUUCACUUCUCCUUAAUGAUUUAUCAAAGCCGUCGAGUCAGGAUGAGAUUACCAACAACUAUUUGAACAUCAUUCAGUCAUUCUCAGAGCGAAUUGAUAAGAAAUCUUUGACAAUUGCUUCAAACUUGUUUGAAAAUCAUUCGAAUUUAAUUGUGAAAGUUUCAAUAAUUCGUAGUUUGAUGAGAAAUCAUUUGAAUGUCGGCGACUUUAAUGAAAUGAAUGACAGAAGAAUCGUUGGAAAUGCUUUAAAUUUAAUGAAUGAAAUUCUUUCAAAACAAAAAUCGGAUCCAUUUUUAUUGUACAACAAAGACAUCUCGAUGGAUGGAGAAGAAAGUAUUUUAAUAGCAUGCGAGAUUGCCAACUUCUUGUCAGACGUUCUUUCGUAUUUUCCUAAUGAAGUUGAUGUUAAACGAUGGGAUUUCAUUCGAAUUGCACUCAGUUCGUGGGUGCUUUCAGUAUCAAAAAGUUGUCACAAAUUCCAUGAAAACAAAGUGAAAAUCUUCAUCUCUUCAAUCUUCAGACUCAACGCAACACUUUUUAAGUUCAUCACAAUCGAGAAAACAAAAAGUUCAACUGAAAUUCUUCAAAACGUCAUCGAUGAGUGGGAAAAAGUUUUCGCAAAAGAAGUCAAUUUGGUGCUUAUAAAAUCUUUUAUUCUCAUCAUCAAACAACUUGAUUACCAAUCAAAACAUCAAGAAUGCUUUGUGGAUUCCUUAUGUCCUUCGAUUGACUACAUUGACUUCAACUAUAUUCUUCAGUCACAGAAGGUUGACAGCACAUUCUCACUCAAAGAUUUGAUUGUGUUUUCUUUAGAAAAUUUAUCAAAUAAUUAUCGGACAAUUUGUGUGACUUCUGCGACGAUCAUUAAAAAAUUGACAUUUGGACUUAUCAAACUUGAUCAAGAUGUUCUCAUUCAAAGGAACAGUGAAGAUGACACUGGAAGGAAUGAUGACGAUGAAAAUCUCGGCAAUUACAGGUGGCACAUUCUUGAUACAUUCCGAGAUACUCUUGAAGGAUAUCAAGACGUGAUGAAGGAAUUCAUUGAAGACUUCAAUUUCAAGUUGAGUGACAUGGACGAGUUAUCGAGUAUUUCUCAAAAUGUCGCUUUCUCGUAUCUUUUACUGUGGGAUUGCAUUCUAAACUUCUGUUCGAAGGCACCAGCUGAAUUGCGUUCGAUUUACGCCAAAUGGAUCACUGUUCAUCACUUUGAAGACGUUUUUCUUGUAUCUUUAUUCAAAUUAAUGCCACGAGAUAUCGUAAGAAAUCCCGAAGCACAAAUGAAAUCUGGACAUGUUGUGUUUUCAUCGUUAGAAUGGAAAGAAAUUGAAGAUUUAAGUGUCGACAUUGACAGAUACGCUGCAUUCCUUUAUGCUGAGAGUUUAAGAACAGUUCCUGCAGUUGUUCGUAAAUGGUGGCAUGUGUCAAAUACUCGACAAGCACAAAUUGUCGAGAAAAUCACUCAGAAUUAUGUAUCGCCGAUUUUAUGUCAACAAGACUUGACUGUUCUCAUGAAUCGAAAGGAAAAAGAUGGCAAAGACAACAUGCAAGUAAAAGUGUUGAUGCAAUCCAGAGAAAUUUUUGCGACUUAUUCUCUCGAGGAAGCCAAAAUGGAGUUGACGAUUAGUUUGCCUGCAAAUUAUCCACUCGGUGCUAUCAAAAUUGAAUCAACAAAGCAUAUUGCAGGAAAGUUCCAAGCGCGUGAGAUUGUGAAACAACUUUCAAUUUAUUUGACACAUCAAAAUGGCCGAUUAUAUGAUGGAAUUUCAUUAUGGAAAAGAAAUUUGGAUAGAAAGUAUGAAGGGGUUGAAGAAUGUUACGUUUGCUAUUCAGUUAUCAAUCAAGAUACUUGUCAGUUACCGAGACUAACAUGUAAAACAUGCAAGAAGAAGUUCCACAGCAACUGUUUAUACAAAUGGUUUACAUCAAGCAAUAAAUCGACCUGUCCACUAUGCAGAAAUGUUUUUUAAAUGAGGGAAACUAAUUUAAAUAAGUCAAUUUUUCAAACUAUAACUUUGCUUUGCUUUUCCAAAAUUUGUGUGGUGAUGAAAAAAAGUAAAAAUAAAUUGAUUAGAGUGAAAUGCUGUGCUUUGUAGUUUGAUAUGAAGUUAUUACUUAAAUAAAAACUGAAAAAUUCCUAAUGCGAUAUUAAUUUUUAUUUUAAUUUUGAUAUUAAACACUAAAAUUUGUCACUUG
This is a messenger RNA of Clunio marinus, 6240 nucleotides long. The record is from the annotation of a GenBank genome assembly. NCBI's taxonomy places the organism in Eukaryota, Metazoa, Arthropoda, Insecta, Diptera, Chironomidae.